ACCCAAAUGAUUUGGACAAGUUGGUAUAGAGAAAAAAAGGCCUAGACUUUGAGUUUUUUUCGCAACUUGCAAAUUUGCAAAAGCUUCCAAACACAUUUUAUCAUAUAAUUUUGGGUCUAAAAUAUCAGACGCCUCUUUUGACUCCUUUCCUCAGUUUCUCUCUCUUUCUCUUUCUCUCUCUAAAUGGGAAACUCCGUCACCGUUAGCUAACGGUGUGAGUGUUUAAAACGGCGGUCUUAGCUGGUGCCGUGCGGGUCUGUCUGUCUUCCUCAACCCCAAUUUACUCCGUCUAUUUAAACUGACUCCGUUACACAAUCUCACUCUUUCUCUUUCUCUCUCUCUCUCUCCCCAAAAAUGUGGAUCGAUUGCGAAAUUCUCAGUUCCUGUGGAUUCGAAGCCUCGCUUUACAGGUUAAUGUGGUUCUAGAAGGUUAAGGUUGUUUGGUUACUGUACUGUGAAUUAUUGGUUAGUCUUUGUGAGGAAGGCUGAUUUGUGGGUUUGAUUUAUGAAGAUAUUUAGGAGGUGUUUCUGUUGAUCUGUGGAUUGAAUGAUGAGCCAAUGGUGUUUGCAGGUGUCAGUUCGAUAUGUUAAGAUGGUUGUGAGGUGAUUUGAUUGUGGGUGGGUUUGGAGAUUAGGCCUCCAAGCGAAAAGUUUGUGGAAAUAAAGGAUGGGGGAAGCUCUCAUCACAACCUUAACGAUGGACAAUCAUCAACUCUCAACACUUCUGUCAAUGGAUACGGGUUCUUUGUCGCAUGAUGAAUUGGAGAGAGAGAUGAAUCGGUCUGUUCUCUUUUCACAAGCUCCUGAUAUCAAUCUUCCGCUGUCGUCUGAGCCUAGCCCACCUCCCCCAGCUUGGAAUGAUCCGUGUGAUGUACUGGAUGUAUGCCUGGGGCCUCAGGUUUAUGAGGUUGAGACAACAAUUAAUGUCCCGAAAGUGGCACGGAAAUGCACCAAGCGUCUUGACAGCAUUUGGGGUGCCUGGUUUUUCUUUAGUUUUUACUUCAAGCCUGUUUUGAAUGAGAAAUCAAAGAGUAAGAUUAUUCGGGAUAAUAAUGGCGUGUCUGGGUACGAUAAAUCAGACCUACAGCUAGAUGCAUUUUUGGUUCAGCAUGACAUGGAGAACAUGUACAUGUGGGUUUUCAAGGAAAGGCCUGAAAAUGCGCUGGGUAAGAUGCAGCUAAGGAGUUACAUGAAUGGUCAUUCUCGCCAAGGGGAGCGUCCAUUUCCAUUUAGUGUGGACAGGGGUUUUGUUAGAUCACACCGUAUGCAGAGGAAGCACUAUAGGGGUCUCUCUAAUCCUCAGUGUGUUCAUGGGAUUGAAAUUGUUCGGUCCCCCAACCUCAAGGGUCUUGAUGAAGAAGAGAGGAAGAGAUGGAUGGAGCUUACAGGACGAGAUAUAAACUUCUCUAUCCCACUUGAAGCAAGUGAUUUUGGUUCAUGGAGAAACCUACAGAACACAGAAUUUGAGCUUGAGCGACCCCCUCCCAUAAAGAACAAUAUAAAUGCCCAACAAAGAAAAUUGCUUAAUGGUACCAAUUUGAAUUUGUCCACUCAGUCACCAGACCAUGGCAAUAGUGAUGUCAUCGAUCUUUCACCAGUAUGCAACAAACGGAAGAAGGAUUUGUUUUCCCAUGGGAAUGAUGAUGAUUGUUAUUUACCUAAUAAUGCACACUUUGACAGAGUUUUGGAAAUGAAAUUCCACCCAGUCGAGCCAACUUGGUUAAAUGAGUUUAGUGGGGUAAUGAAGAAUGUAUAUGGGCCUGUUACUGCUGCAAAAACUAUAUACGAGGAUGACGAAGGGUUCUUGAUCAUUGUUAGCAUGCCUUUUGCAGAUCUCCAGAGAGUAAAAGUUACCUGGAAGAACACUCACUCACAUGGGAUCGUAAAGAUAUCCUGUGCAAGUAAGGCCCGCAUGCCAUUUAUUAAGAGACAUGAUAGGACAUUUAAGCUAACUGAUCCAACACCAGAGCACUGCCCUCCAGGGGAAUUCAUCAGGGAAAUUCCCCUUCCAACCCGCAUUCCAGAAGAUGCUAAUCUGGAAGCUUACCGUGAUGAGACAGGAACGAUGCUUGAGAUUAUUGUGCCCAAACAUCGUGCAGGGCCAGAAGAACAUGAGGUCCGUGUAUGCCUUCGCCCUGCUCCAUGGAGUGGACGAGCAUACGUCGACCUGAAAGAGGCAUUAGUGUGAGGGAUGCCAGGAUGGUUACAGUGUUUGGUGCUUCAUUGUUUUCUAACCAUAUUCCAUAAAGGAAUUCUAUUAAAUUAGAUCUGCAUUUUUUUCAUGUCUCUUCUUCUCUCAUUUAGUCUUGUCUAUAAUUUUUAUCAGAUAUUUUUUUUAGUUGGUCUUUUAUACAGGUGACUGUAUGUUCAAUGUUUGACCAUCUUAGGCUUUACUGACAUGUCUCCUUAUUUACUUGACAUGCGUUAGAUGCCCCUAUGCUUGUUCUAAGCAUUUGGUUUUGUUGGUCACUUGACAUGUUUUGAAUUUGAAAUCUUGCUUUAUAA
Quercus robur (English oak) is the source of this 2505-nucleotide messenger RNA. RefSeq lists its product as uncharacterized. The coding region runs from base 668 to 2188 and encodes 506 amino acids. NCBI's taxonomy places the organism in Eukaryota, Viridiplantae, Streptophyta, Magnoliopsida, Fagales, Fagaceae. The record is from RefSeq and is a predicted model, not a curated record. The transcript is spliced from 2 exons.